Messenger RNA from Poeciliopsis prolifica (blackstripe livebearer), 2004 nucleotides. It is a transcript of the gene dmrta2, whose product is annotated as DMRT-like family A2. The record is from RefSeq and is a predicted model, not a curated record. The coding region runs from base 104 to 1453 and encodes 449 amino acids. NCBI's taxonomy places the organism in Eukaryota, Metazoa, Chordata, Actinopteri, Cyprinodontiformes, Poeciliidae. Gene Ontology annotation, molecular function: protein binding; DNA-binding transcription factor activity, RNA polymerase II-specific; RNA polymerase II cis-regulatory region sequence-specific DNA binding. Gene Ontology annotation, biological process: sex differentiation; regulation of transcription by RNA polymerase II; germ cell development. The transcript is spliced from 3 exons. Gene Ontology annotation, cellular component: nucleus.
GGGGAUCCGGGCCCCGCCGAGCCGCAGGCGGGGCGGCGGCGGUGGAAGAGGCCGCUAAAGAAGAAGGGGAGAAAAGCUCCACCGGGACGGCAUCGAAGACGACAUGGAUCUGAGACCGGAGCUUCCCACAGUGUCCUCCGCCUCCCAGGUUCACCCGGGAGCGGCGGCGGCGGCCGCGGCAGCCUCCAUUCCUGUGUCCAUGGCCGGCAACUUGCUGCGCGGCCCUCCGCUGCUGCUGCGCGCCGCUGACAAGUACCCGCGGACGCCGAAGUGCGCCCGCUGCAGGAACCACGGCGUGGUCUCCGCCCUAAAGGGCCACAAGCGCUACUGCCGCUGGAAGGACUGCAUGUGCGCAAAGUGCACGCUCAUUGCCGAGCGGCAGCGGGUGAUGGCUGCGCAGGUGGCGCUGCGGCGGCAGCAGGCGCAGGAGGAGAAUGAAGCCCGGGAGCUGCAGCUGCUGUACGGCACCGCCGAGGGCCUGGCCCUGGCCGCGGCGAACGGCAUCAUCCCGCCGCGUCCCAACUAUGAGGUGUUCGGCUCUGUCAACAGCGAGAGCAAUUCAGAGUCCAGUAUCCAGAAGUAUGAACUGUUUCCAAAGACCCAGUUGUCCGGGUCAACCACCCCUCAGAAGUCCGUGGGGAAACCGGCGUCCACCGAGAGCGACUCUGCCCCAGGCAUGUCUUCCCCGGACGGCCGGCACGGAGGAGGCUCGGGGUCAGAAAACGGAGACAGCGAGUCUUUCGUCAACUCGCCGGUGUCAAAGCCUUUGAAGGACGGAGAGGAAACUCCCGGGUCGGUCAGCUCCCUCGGAUCGGACUCAGGUUCCGAGACCGACAAAGACGAACAGGAGCCCUCUCCGUCCUCCGCAGCCUCCCGACACAUGAACGCCAUCGACAUCCUGACCCGGGUAUUCCCCAGCCACAAGCGCAGCGUCCUGGAGCUCGUCCUGCAGGGCUGCGGGAAAGACGUGGUGCAGGCCAUCGAGCAGAUCCUCAACAACAGCGGCGCACAGGCCCCCAACAAGGCCGGGCCGGAAGAGACGUGGACGGCCGAGAGGAUGCUCCAAAGCGCGCAACAGCCUCCUGCUGGAUCCGCAACCGCAGCCACCCCGACGAGGCCGAUGCUCCCUGGAGCCAUGACGCUGAGCAACCGCUCCGCGUUCUCCCCGCUCCAGCCAAACGCCCCGCACUUCGGGGCAGACCCCGGCACUUACCCGCUGGGAACCCACCUGGGACUGAACCCGCUGCGGCUGGCCUACUCUGCGCACAGCCGGGGACUGGCUUUCAUGACGCCCUACUCCACCACAGGGCUUAUGCCCACCUUGGGCUUCAGGCCCCCCAUGGACUAUGCUUUUAGCGACCUGAUAAGAGACAGGACAAUGCUGCACAAGGAGCAAGGCUAUGCCAGCGGCCUGUACGGGCCUUUAGUCAACAACACGCCGGACAAACAGUGAGACUGGUGGACACGAAAACACAUUUCAUUGUAUUAUAAUAAAUCUGUGAUGUGUUUUGGCUGCACUCUGUGUAUAUUAGAGUUAUCAAACUUGUAGACAAUUGUUCUAAGGCGGAGAAACUGAAUUAUGUGUGACUUUGAAGCUUAUGUCAAACGUUAAAUGACAUAAAAUCUGGACGAUUUCCCCUGCUUACCAGCCUCAUAAAAUCAUAACGAGUUCCAGGACAAAUCGAGCUUGAGAGGAACUCAGACCUUUAUGUAAUAUUAUAAUGAGAUAAAUAUUUAUCCCUGGGUUUGAUUUUUUUAUAGCCUGUCUUAUUUCAACGCCGCCUGGUAAAACUAAAAAUCGGAUAAUAAAUGAUGCAACAUGAGUAAUGUGUACAGACCUUGUUUUCUAUCUCUUUUUUCCCUAUAAUUUCAACAAUCUCACUUUUCUGUCUGUAUGAUAUGAAUAUAACCUAUUGCCUCAGGCAGCAGGAAAUGCUGUUUGACUUCUUUAUAAGUUAGUCACACCCCCUUUUUGAAUGGUGAAAGAUGUGAUGUCACAUAAAU